AUGGAGGAGAACGUCAUUUACGGCUCUCCGGCCAAUGCCAUCACCCCGGGUAGCAACCCCAUUCUGUCGCAGCCGCCUCUUCAACCAGACCCGUCAGCUGCGCCCGAGACCUCUGAAGAUGUCCAGAUGGUCGAGGCUUCUCUUUCAGAGCCCAACAUCAAGCAGGAUAGUACCACGCCUGCGCCCGGUGGUACUUCAGACAACCCUCUCGAUGCCCCCGAUGGACCGCCUGCUGAGACCACGUUAGCCAAAGAUGAUGAAGAGAUGCGCGAUGCCCCCAAAGAUGGUCAAUCCGGCGAUAAGGACGGCGACGGGGCCGCCGCUGGCGCCGAGGGUGGACAGACGGAAGUCAAGUCGAAAGAGAGCAUAGAGAAUGCCGCGCGCGAACACCUUAUCUCCCAGACACACUCCAUUGUCCUGCCGAGCUACAGUACUUGGUUCGACAUGAACGUCGUCCACAGCAUCGAGAGGAAGGCCAUGCCCGAAUUCUUCAACAGUCGCAACCGAAGCAAAACACCACAUGUCUACAAAGACUAUCGCGACUUCAUGAUUAACACAUACCGUCUGAACCCCAUCGAGUACCUCACUGUAACUGCAUGCAGACGGAAUCUGGCUGGUGACGUGUGCGCCAUCAUGCGUGUUCAUGCAUUCCUUGAGCAAUGGGGCCUAAUCAACUAUCAAGUCGAUGCUGACCAACGACCAUCCCAAGUUGGACCUCCAUUCACUGGUCACUUCCAGGUCAUCUGUGACACCCCCCGUGGACUUCAGCCAUGGCAACCGUCGGCAGACCCUAUCGUGCUGGAGGGCAAGAAGAGCCAAGACACGGAGCAGAAGGCCGCUACCGCUGCUACGGCCGCAGGCGAGCGCAAUCUUGAGAUUGGACGAAAUAUUUACGAAGCCAGUGCCAAGGGAACGAAACUCACCAAGACCGAAUCAAAGACCAACGGCGACGCAACAGCUGUCAAUGGUACUGCCAGCGCUUCUCCAGCUGCUGAGGAUCCUCUGAAGGCGCCUAUUGCCAAGGUUAACUGCCAGCAUUGUGGAGUCGACUGCACCAGGGUUUACUACCAUCUUCCUGAAGCCAACUCGCAGAGCAAGACCAAGUAUGAUGUUUGCCCGAGCUGUCUGCUGCAAGGGCGCAUUCCCAACAACCAGACCAACACCCAAUUCCUCAAAAUGGAGAAUCCCAUGUAUUCUGCCAUUUUGGAUCGUGAUGCGCCCUGGACUGACGCUGAGCUUCUGCGACUCCUGGAAGGUCUGGAGAGAUACGACGACGACUGGGCUCAGAUCGCAGAGCACGUUGGCACGCGAAGCAGAGAGGAGUGUGUGCUUCAAUUCCUUCAACUCGACAUUGAGGACAAGUAUAUCGAGACAGAGGCACCAGUCCACGCACCGACUGGUCUGCAAAUGCUCGGUAGCCACGGUGGCCACCUGCCUUUCAGUCAAGCAGACAACCCGGUCAUGUCUGUCAUUGGGUUCUUGGCAAGCUUGGCAGACCCCAAGAGCACCGCAGCAGCUGCCAGGCAGUCUGUAGAGGAACUCCGCGCUGGUUUGAAAAACAAGAUUGAGGGUGGUGAAGUUGCCAAAAUAAAUGGCAAGGGCAAGGAGAAGGAAAGUGACUCCAUGGAGAUCGAUAUCCGACAGGAGAGCACGACGACUACUACUACCACGACGACAACCACCACCAACACCCUCGCCAGCAUCCCACUUGCCGCCGUUGCUGCCCGUUCUGGCGGUCUUGCUUCGCACGAGGAGCGUGAGAUGACCCGCCUCCUCUCAGCUGCUGUCAACGUCACACUUCAGAAGAUGGAGUUGAAGCUGAAGUAUUUUGACGAGAUGGAAGGCAUUCUGCAAGCCGAGCGACGAGAACUCGAGAGAGGCCGCCAGCAACUCUUCCUUGACCGUCUGGCGUUUAAGAAGAGAGUCCGAGAGACCCAAGAAGGUCUGAAGGCGGCAGCUCUCAAUGGUGGCGAUGUGAAGAUGGCCAUGGGUGGUGAUGGCAAUGGCUUGACGUUUACUUCGACGCCGGCGGCGGGCGCUGUGCAACCCUUGAGCGCUGACGGCCAGAUCAAGAGUUACGAGGCGUAA
Messenger RNA from Pseudomassariella vexata, 2088 nucleotides. RefSeq names its product SWIRM domain-containing protein. Gene Ontology annotation, cellular component: SWI/SNF complex. Gene Ontology annotation, biological process: positive regulation of DNA-templated transcription. The coding region runs from base 1 to 2088 and encodes 695 amino acids. Lineage: Eukaryota; Fungi; Ascomycota; Sordariomycetes; Amphisphaeriales; Pseudomassariaceae. The record is from RefSeq and is a predicted model, not a curated record. Gene Ontology annotation, molecular function: DNA binding; histone binding. The transcript is spliced from 3 exons.